Microtus oregoni (creeping vole) is the source of this 1322-nucleotide messenger RNA. Its product is annotated as protein FAM133A-like. NCBI's taxonomy places the organism in Eukaryota, Metazoa, Chordata, Mammalia, Rodentia, Cricetidae. Bases 417 to 1166 code for a protein of 249 amino acids. The record is from RefSeq and is a predicted model, not a curated record. The transcript has 5 exons.
GGGGGGAGUCGUUUAUUGGCAGAGGGGGGAGGGGCCAGACAGCAGGCAUAUUGCGUUCCACGUAGCAGAUUUAAUAAGUGCUGUCUGUGAUGUUUGGCAAGCCUGGUUUAUCUGGUUUAUAUCCAUCUACAAGGUUUGCGAACCCAUGUUGCCGAUUCAGUUCUGCUACAACCAAAAAGACCAGUGUUCACUUUCCGUUGAAAGAAAAUAUUCCUAGGAUUGGAAUGGCUGGAUCAAAUGAACCUGAAAAAGAAUUUAAAAGGAGUAAUCUGGAGAGGUGAAAGAAGUGUGAACAAUCCAGAUUCCAAGUUAGAAUGGAGACUCCUCGGUAAAGUAGCAGAUGAAGAACUUGAGAAGUGGGCCUAACAUUCUUCUCUUUGCCAACUGGUAGUCUGCUCUGAGAACCACCUGGUGCCAUGGGGAAACGUGAUAAUCGAGUGGCAUAUAUGAAUCCUAUAGCAAUGGCCAGAUGGAGGGGUACAAGUCAAUCUGCAUGCCCAACUAUACAAGAUUAUCUGAAUCGACCAAGACCCACCUGGGAAGAAGUAAAGAAACAAUUAGAGAAUAAAAAGAAAGGCUCCAAGACAUUGGCUGAAUUUGAAGAAAAAAUGAAUCAAAAUUGGAAGAAAGAACUUGAGAAAAGCAGAGAGAAAGUAUUAGGUGGAAAUGUCAGUUCAUCCAAAAGAAAAGAAAAAAAGAAAAAGAAAAAGAAGAAAUCUUGUAGGUAUACAUCCUCUUCAUCAAGCUCCGAUUCAUCAAGCAGUUCUUCAGAUUCUGAGGAUGAGCCAAAGAAACAAGGGAAAAAGAGAAAGAGAAAGAAGAACCAUUCCCACAAAUCAUCAGAAAGCUCCACUUCUGAAUCAGAAUCGCCAAGCAAGGAACUUCCCCUAAAGAAGAAAAAGACAAAGGAUGAAACUGAAAAAGAAAAAUAUACCAAAAGCUACAGCAAAAAAAGAAAGAAGGCUUGUCCUGAAGAAGAACCAUCCUCUUCAGAAUCUUCAUUCGAUUCAGAUUAUGAAGAGGAGAUGCAGGCAAAAAAGAAAAGAAAACAUGAUGAGCAAGAAAGAAAAAUGGAAAAGAUGAAGAAAAAAAAGAAGAAACAUCACAAGAAACACAGUAAGAAGAGGAAGAAGAAGAAGUCUAGUUCAAGUCACAAAUCAGUGUAACAUAAAGGAAAACCAAAUAGGCUUUCCGUAUUUAAAAUGAAACAAAAUCUAAAGAAACUUCAACUGUGAAAAUCUAGGUCAUAUUUACCAAAAUGCAUGAGAUUUCCUGUGUUAAUAGAGUUAUUCUGGACUUUAAAUUGCCAGAGAAAUGCCACU